AUGGCAACAAAAACGCGUCGGAACACAACCAACUCAAAACGAGCCGAGCGAGAGGCCGAAAAAGUGAAGGAAGAAUCGGAGGAAUCGGAAGAAGAAGACGUGGACGACGACGAUGCUCCGCCGCCGGUUCUGGAACGAGAGCCCAGUGAGUUCACCCCGCAAAUUCGCGAAAAUUCAAAUAAUCCCCGUUAUUGUGCGCUCAGGCUGUGGCGAGAACGACGAUACGGACGGCGACGGGAAGGAAGAGGAAGAGUCGCCGCCGUUGAAAAAACAGAAACAAAACAAGAGCCAUCCGCAAGUGGUGCAAAUCGACGAUGAAGACGAAGAAGAAGAGGAAGGGAGCGGUGUGUCGUCGCAGAAACAGGAGAAUCUGAUGGAAGCGCUGUCGCACGUGUUCAGCGUCGUCGACGACGGAUCCGGCAAGCAAGAUCCGUUCCCGAAGAACACACUCGGACUGCGGAAGGGACGCUCACCGGUGCACCCGAAGCAGCCGCUCAAGACUCCCGCCAUCAGCUCCCCGGUCAUUCGUGGCGGACCGAGUAAGUCGACAAAAUCUGAGCACGUUUUAGUUUCGCCAGCAUGCUAACCCACUUUUAUUUGCAGUUCCGAUUGUUUUUAAAGCUCAAAAAAACCAUUUUCACAUCCUUUUUUCCGCUCACUCACACUCGGUUUUCCAGAAAAACGCGUUUGGCCCCCAAUUAUUCUUCUCCCAGGGCCCGACGCGAAAAAAAAUAUACGUAAGCGUUUUUCUGUUCAUUUUGGCCAAAUUUCAUUGGAAAAAAGCUUGAUCGCAUGUGAUUCCUCGCUUGUUCCUCCCUAAAUGUCUCUCAAACGAAAUUACGAUCUAACCGCUCGUUUCCUGUUACAUUUUGGACCUUCUUGCAGUUCCGAAAUCGCAACUUCUGCUCCACAAAAGUGUCCGUCCUGCGACAUGCUCGUCUCCGUCCACCUCCACCCGCUUCCCCAAUCUCCGACCGGUUCCAGGAUCUUCUGCAGCCGUCAGACAGUACGGAUACCCGCCGCCCCGUCCUAACGGCCAACGCCAGGUCGGCAACUCUUCCGGAUCCACGACUCCGCCCACUGUCGGCGUCGGAUCCAACACUGCCAUCGGCCCUGCACGUCUUCUGGAGGGCCGGAAACGCGAGUUGGGGGCAAAGAAGGAGGCGGUGCUGAUGAAAAGACCGUCGUUGGUGGCGUACAACGGCGGGAGGGCCGGAGAGAACUUCCGGAAGGCACCCGUUCCAUGCUCUUCCUCCGCUUCUUCGUCGCGCGGAUCCGGCACUUCGACCGCUUCUUCACUCGACGUGCAGACGAUGCUCCGAGAGCAAUCGCCCAUAAAAAUCCAAGUGUCCGCUGGAAUAGAUCGAGAUUUGCAUUCGGACGGAGACAACGGCAUUCUGGACGCAAUCGAAUUUUCCAAUCAGCAAAAAGAGACCAUUGGGAGCAUCAACAGAGCCGCCACAAGUCAGAAUUUACUGCUUGGUACGUGAUUUCCAAUGGAAUUUCAACGAAAUGUUGUCUUUUGCAGGUUCACUAAUAAUAAACGGCCUGAACAGCCUGCAGGAACGUCGGGACACUGAUGAUUACUACAAAUUCACUGCGGACCUCUUCGGCCUAAUCACCAAAUAUCGUCUGACCUAA
Caenorhabditis sp. 36 PRJEB53466 is the source of this 1641-nucleotide messenger RNA. The record is from the annotation of a GenBank genome assembly. Lineage: Eukaryota; Metazoa; Nematoda; Chromadorea; Rhabditida; Rhabditidae.